CUGGGGCUGUUUCAAUCCCUUUGGUGGUUCAUGGUUUCCUUCAAUCUAUUUAACCCCCUUUCUACUCUUCCGCUUCUCAAUCAUCUUCAUCAAACACUUAUAGGACGAAAAGAGAACGAACAUCUGAAAGAAUCACAAAACCAAAGAGACAAUGAGUUCAACGAGCAGAGCAUGGAUGGUGGCCGGAACUGUCGGAUUGGUGGAAGCCCUCAAAGAUCAAGGCUUUGCACGAUGGAACUACGCCAUCAGGACCCUCCACCACCACUCCAAGUCUAAUCUCCCAUCAAUCUUCCACACCAAGGACCUGUGUUCGCCGUCGGCCAUGGCUUCAAGCAGAGGCAUGGGACAGAAAACAAGUCAAUCGGAGGAGUCAUUGAGAAAAGUCAUGUACUUGAGCUGUUGGGGUCCCAAUUAAUGGACUCUUUUUGUAGCUGAGUUUGGUUUAGGGUAGAAAGUAUAUAUGAUGAGAUGUACAACCCUUACGUAUGUAAAAAAGAAAAUAAAGAAAUUGAAUUUC
Cynara cardunculus var. scolymus (artichoke) is the source of this 517-nucleotide messenger RNA. RefSeq lists its product as uncharacterized. Bases 152 to 415 code for a protein of 87 amino acids. Lineage: Eukaryota; Viridiplantae; Streptophyta; Magnoliopsida; Asterales; Asteraceae. The record is from RefSeq and is a predicted model, not a curated record. The transcript has a single exon.